ACGCGACCUGUCACUAUGGAGGCUGAGCCCCUAGGCCAGAAGCCUCCUCGCCGGAAACGGAGCAGGGUUAGUGCCGGGGCCGGCGCCGGCCGUUCUCCCACGGCGGACAGCGCUGCCGGCGUGACCACCUCUGCCGCCUCUUGCAGCCGGUACCCCCUGAGACGAGGCAGCUCUUUCACCUUUCUGACUCCAGGACCACACUGGGAUUUCACUCUGAAGAGGAAACGCCGAGAGAAGGAUGAUGAUGCAGUCAGUCUCUGCAGCCUUGACUUUAAGGAGCCAAGCAACAAGCGGGUCCGGCCGCUGUCGCGGGUCACCUCCCUGGCCAACCUGAUCUCUCCCGUCAGAAAUGGAGCGGUUCGGCGCUUCGGGCAGACUAUCCAGUCCUUCACCCUUCGCAGCGACAGCAAAUCUCCUUCCUGUGCCCAGAAGCCUUGCAGCAGAUCUGCUGCUCCUACUCCUCCCAAGCGAAGAAACAGCGUGCUCUGGUCUGAGAUGUUAGAUGUCAACAUGAAAGAAUCCUUGAGCACCAAAGAAAUCAAACGCCAGGAGGCAAUCUAUGAGAUGUCCAGGGGAGAGCAGGACCUAAUCGAAGACCUGAAGCUUGCCAGAAAGGCCUAUCACGAUCCCAUGCUGAAACUCUCUAUCAUGUCUGAGGAGGAACUCACCCACAUAUUUGGGGACUUGGAUUCUUACAUUCCUCUGCAUGAAGACUUGUUGGCAAGUUUAGGAGAAGCAACAAAACCAGAUGGAACAGUGGAGCAGAUCGGGCCCAUUCUUGUGAAGUGGUUACCACGUCUCCACGCCUACAAAGGUUACUGUAGCAAUCAGCUGGCAGCCAAAGCACUUCUAGAUCAGAAGAAGCAGGACCGCAGAGUGCAGGACUUCCUGCAGCGCUGCCUUGAGUCUCCUUUCAGCCGCAAGUUAGACCUCUGGAGCUUCUUGGACAUCCCUCGAAGCCGACUGGUCAAAUACCCUCUGCUCCUGAAAGAGAUCCUGAGGCACACUCCCAAAGACCAUCCUGAUAUCCAGAUUCUGGAAGAAGCCAUAUCCAUAAUCCAGGGGGUCCUCUCUGACAUCAACCUGAAGAAGGGGGAGUCAGAGUGCCAAUACUACAUUGACAAGCUGGAGUACCUGGAUGAGAAGCAGAAGGACCCAAGGAUUGAAGGCAGCAAAGCUUUACUGUGCCAUGGGGAGCUGAAGAACAAAAACGGACAUAAACUCUACGUCUUCCUCUUCCAAGACGUCCUGGUGCUGACCCGGCCGGUCACCCGCAACGAGCGCCAGGCCUUCCAGGUGUACAGGCAGCCCAUCCCUGUCCACGAGCUGAUCCUUGAAGACCUGCAGGAUGGUGAUGUGAAAAUGGGAGGGUCUUUCCGAGGAGCUUUUGGCAACUCUGAUAAAGCUAAAAAUAUCUUCAGAGUUCGUUUCCAAGAUCCCUCUCCUGGCCAGUCCCACACGCUGCAGGCCAACGACGUCUUCCACAAGCAGCAGUGGGUCAACUGCAUCCGAACCGCCAUCGCUCCCUUCCAACCCAGCACCACAGCAGCAGAGCUGAAGGACCUGCCAGAGCUGAGUGAGGAAGGUGAGGAGAACAACCCCUCCGUGCCCAACAUCACAGCCCAGAGGAGGCAGUCAGCCACAUCUGGCAUCACCGAGAUGGAGCUGGACGAGAACGCCUCUGAGUGCGCCUCCGCCUUGGACUCGGAAGAAACCAAAGGCACCAAAACUCAGAGCACAUCGUCUGGGCACAGGAAAAGCAGGGAGAAUCAGCUGAGUGAGAAGAGGAAAGAAACCUUGGUGUGAGGAAGCUGAGGACAAACUGUUUAUUUAUAAAUACCUGUGUACAUUUUCCUUCCAACGUGUGAGCACCGCGGAGUCGCUCUGCUGAAUGGGAUCUUGGGGUUGGUUUUCACGUUGUCAUGGCAGCUACUGGUAUCCAGCUCGCUGUUGGAACUGGGGUCUGGUUUUUAACCUCCUCCACCACCACAUUGAACCUGGAGUUUAAGUGCCACAAGAACCCAAAGUGCUCUUUCAAACCUGCCACGAGCAACUUAGUUGCUCGUGGCAGGUUUGAAAGAGCGCUUUGGGUUCAGAAGGAUUUCCACAGGUGGGGUUUGAGGGUUUGAAUUGGGAAUUAGAGGCUGGAAAGUGAGGGUUUAAAGGCUGGAAAGUGAGGAUUUGAGGCUGGAAAGUGAGGGUUUAAAGGCUGGAAAGUGGGAAAACUUAGGUUGGCACUACAAGCCUGGUGGCACCACCUCCUCCCUCUGCCAGGCUGGGGAUUGGCUCAAGGCUGCAAGGCUCAACACCUGAGCUCACAUUUUCUUCUCACCUGACGAGGUUACAGUGCAUGGUUAGAAACCAUCUUCUUGAGGUGGGGGGGGAGGUGUAAAACCAGAGCCCAGGUUCCACAGCUUCUCAAGUUACCUACUGGAAUCUUUGAUCUUGGCGGUGUCCUUUGUACAUUCCUCAUUUGCAACUCUUGUAACCUGCCAGACUAUUUAAAUGGUUGGGGGCUGGGGGGUGGCUUUUAUUAUUCUUAGUCCUUUCGUUUUCAGUUUGGGGGUGUUUUGUGCAGGUUGGGGGUGGGAGGGGAAGAGUUCUUUGGGGUUGUUUUGUUGUUGGAUUUUUUUUUUUUCUCUUCCUUUUCCUUUGUUUGGUCUUUUUUUACUUUUGUAUUUUGGUGGUGUUGUUGUUGCUGAAACUUGGCAUUUCCUUUCAACUACUUGAUCCUUCUGGCCCUGAGCUCUGCAGGCAGUGUGGGGUUCCUCGCCUGGCUGCACAGCUCUGGCCCUGGGGGCGAAAGCAGGAGCGGGUCACGUCCGAGCUGAUAAUGAUUGUGAGGAGAACUACUCCACCUGUGACCAUGAGGAACCUAGAGCAGCUCGUGGUUGUACGCUCCUGGCCCGACUGAAAGAGAACUGCAUUGCCUGAGGAGGGGGGGGUUGUAGGAAGGUCGUUAGGCAGGUUGUAGAGGGUCUGGGGGAGGGAGGAGGAGCAGUGGCUAGAGUAGCAGGGAGCGAAGGUAGAUGAUGAUGAUGUUGUUGUUGUUGUUGUUAGUGUUGUUGUCGAUGUUGCCUUUUGGAGAUGAAAUGCCAAAGAGGCAGGACUGGAGGCAACCAAGGGCUUAUUGCAUGUGGUAGAAAGGUAGAGAAGAGAAAGAGUGGAUGAGAUGUGUGGACAGAAGAGGUAGUGGUUGUAAAUACUCAUAGCGGCGACACUGCCGCGGUCUAGUGGUCCAAAGAGAGGCCUAAGAGGUGCCAGCUCGGUGACCACGCUGUGAAGAGAUGCAAGGGGCAGAGUGGUGACAGCUUUGAGCACAGCCAACAGGUUGUUCCCUGUCGUUUGGAGUGGUGGUGAUGGGACAAGGACAGCAAUCCCACCCUACCCAUCCUUGAGGAGCCAUAGCUGCUGUGUAAAGGGUUGUGGGUGCCUGUCACCUGCUCGGCCAGGGACGGUGGAAAGGGGGAGAGGGUGGACGUGGGCACCAGCAGGUGGUUCUCUGUAAAUGUGUUGUACAGCUUCCAGUGCCAAGUACCAUUAAACUCCUGACAGUC
Messenger RNA from Pogoniulus pusillus (Red-fronted tinkerbird), 3557 nucleotides. RefSeq names its product neuroepithelial cell transforming 1 (gene NET1). The transcript is spliced from 12 exons. The record is from RefSeq and is a predicted model, not a curated record. Gene Ontology annotation, molecular function: guanyl-nucleotide exchange factor activity. Bases 16 to 1806 code for a protein of 596 amino acids. NCBI's taxonomy places the organism in Eukaryota, Metazoa, Chordata, Aves, Piciformes, Lybiidae. Gene Ontology annotation, biological process: intracellular signal transduction; positive regulation of Rho protein signal transduction.